Molecule: messenger RNA, 621 nt
Organism: Rhinocladiella mackenziei CBS 650.93
Lineage: Eukaryota; Fungi; Ascomycota; Eurotiomycetes; Chaetothyriales; Herpotrichiellaceae
Exons: 2
Coding region: 1-621 (206 amino acids)
Molecular function (GO): zinc ion binding; protein binding
Source: RefSeq, a predicted model, not a curated record
AUGCGCUCUCGAUCAGGUUCCGCAACUUCCAACAAUUCCAGCAAGGAGCUCCUUCCAGACAACAUGGCCAUCCAAGUCACAAUCAGUGGCGGCAAGACUAUUAAAUUGAAUGUGCGUCCUGUUCACACAGUCUCCAAUGUCCUCGAGUUCCUCUCUGCCUCAACCACUCUCCCGGCGGACGUCCAGCUCUUGCUCGAAGGGAAACCCUUAAACCCCUCUACCACCGUUGGAGACCUCAAGCUAGAAGAAUCAUCUGUAUUACAACUGUCAUCUCCGUCCCGAAGUACGACGCCUACAGAUUCCCCCAAGCCUCCACUGUCGUCAGCAGACAUGGCCACCAACAAUCUCCCAACGUCUUCUACAUCAACCCCAACCCCGUCGGGGGCUGCCACACCCACCAAGAGAAAGUCCAAUAAGCCUCGUUGUUCAAAAGAUGGCUGUAAAGCGCCCGCUCAACCCAUUGUUGGAGACUGCGGUUUCUGCCAGAAACGAUUCUGCGGCAAGCACCGUAUGUUAGAAUCUCACAACUGUGAAGGCCUUGAGGACGCUAGGCGCGCAGACAAGGAUAGAAAUGCCGCCAAGUUGGAAGGUGAACGGACUGUCAUGCUCCGCGGGUUGUAA